Messenger RNA from Hemibagrus wyckioides, 4896 nucleotides. It is a transcript of the gene rhoj, whose product is annotated as ras homolog family member J. Gene Ontology annotation, biological process: small GTPase-mediated signal transduction. The transcript is spliced from 5 exons. The record is from RefSeq and is a predicted model, not a curated record. NCBI's taxonomy places the organism in Eukaryota, Metazoa, Chordata, Actinopteri, Siluriformes, Bagridae. Bases 1315 to 1989 code for a protein of 224 amino acids. Gene Ontology annotation, molecular function: GTPase activity; GTP binding.
ACCAUAAGGCUACUGUGUUGCUGUUAUGCGCACGUGAUGUCGCGGGUGUGGCAAAGUUACGUAUAGGGCAAAGUUUGCAAAAAUGAAUGGCCACAUAAUGACAUUCUUGUGUUUGUUUCAUAGUUGGUCUUAAGAGUUUUGGUCAAAUGAAAGCUAGUGUUGGACCGCUAGAACCAUUUACUGAACGCACACGCCCUGAGGAUAACAGCAUUGUCAUCGUGGUGAAUACUGGGAACACUGGGUGUGAAGUGGGAACACACUGUGCAGUCCAACGAAGGACGCCAUGUGCAUAUACAUUCAAACCAGGGGCGAUUUACAGUAUGCUUAGGGACAACACACGCACAGAGGCAGUAACCCGAGCUCAGGAACCCGGGACUCCCACGGUGCCACCUCGGACCCAAAUCAUACAAGCAAAAUGUCCUCCACAGCCACCUGUCUGCAAAUAUGAUUAAUUUAGUCUGUGUGAAUUACAUUGGAAGACAUUUUCUUGGAUCUGAUUUGCAGUAGAAGUUGGGGUGGCAAUUGUGAUGUCAAGGCUUACCUAAGAUUCACAGCUGCCACUCUGUAUCACCUAUCUACGUUUUCUUAUGUUUCUGCACUAAAACUACUUUAUCACCCACUUUAAACACAGCCUCAGAUUAGAGCAGAGAUAUUGGGGAUUUGCACACCUAUAAAAGUCAUUAGAGAAAACUGUGCGCGUUGCUCCAGUGAAUAAAUGAGUUAGACUGCACUCGGAUUUGGCUGUUUGCCUGCAGUUGUUAAGUUUUAGUUAGCCUCCUGGAACUGCGGGACCUGGACUAUGUCCCCUCCUUCUGUUUGUCGCUGCUGUAUUUCUGCCUAGUCUCCCUUGUUAAGUGGAUUUGGACAGAGCCCCUAUUGUUCCCAGCCCACCCCUGCCUAAUAUGGCAUUCUCGAGGAAAGCCCCAGUUUCCUGAAACGAGCGACGAGAAGCCGGCGAAUGGCGAAGGCAGCUCUGAGAGUCAGAGACAAAAUGUGAAAAUCAAGACGCUUUGGCGAAAGCGUUUCAGUGUCGGACACGGAGACUGGACAAUGACGGGAUGAAAGCUGGAGGACUGUUUGUGAAUUCACGCGAAUCCGCGGCUAAAGGCUCCGGUUUGUUUUGGAAGCGCGGGGGACAACAGUGCGGCUCACCGACCUGACGGAUUAGCGCGAGGCGUGAGUAGUCAUCCUGAGGGUUUGGACUGGUUUAAAUAAGGCCCUUAGCGUCUUGUUACAAACCGCAAAAGGACAGGGAUUAAAGUAUUCCGUGUGUUAUAAGGGAAUAGAGGAGGAGAACGACAGCAUUAGACUAUCAUGCCUGGCCGUAGCUCCAGAAGUAAGCAGCGUGCAGGGGCUGAGCACGGAGCCGAGAGCGCAGAGCCCUUCACUACUUCUGUUAAAAAGAUGCUGAAAUGUGUGGUGGUCGGAGACGGAGCGGUUGGCAAAACCUGCUUACUCAUGAGUUACGCCAAUGACGCUUUCCCUGAGGAAUAUAUACCGACUGUGUUCGACCACUACGCAGUAAAUAUUACAGUGUCUGGACGACAGCACUUGUUGGGGUUGUUCGACACAGCUGGUCAGGAAGACUACAACCAGCUGCGGCCCCUUUCCUACCCCAACACUGACGUGUUCCUCAUCUGCUUCUCUGUGGUGAACCCGGCCUCCUAUUACAACGUGCAGGAGGAGUGGGUUCCUGAGCUCAAGUCCUGCAUGCCUCAUGUGCCAUACAUCCUCAUUGGCACACAGAUUGACUUGCGAGACGAUCCAAAGACACUGGCCCGUUUGCUCCAAAUGAAGGAGAAACCACUGACAUACGAGCAAGGCCUCAAGCUGGCCAGAGAGAUCGGUGCACAGUGCUACCUCGAGUGUUCCGCACUGACCCAGAAGGGACUUAAGACGGUGUUUGACGAGGCCAUCCUGACAAUCUUCAGCCCCAAGAAAAAGAAGAGGUGCUGUAUAUCAUGCAGGAGCUGCUGUACUAUUGCAUGAUCGCAGCACCUUUAGGCAUAUCGCCUAGUGAACAUCAGCAAACAUCAUGGAAUCGGUCUAUUUAAAGCAGGAAUAAGACAUGACACGAGUUCCUUCAGUACCUGAAGGGGGGGAUGAGACACAUCUGGGCAUCUUCAGCACCUCCAGCUCAAUGUGUAUUCUGCAUCACCACUACUGUCAUUCAAAUGAGAACAAUCACAUUUCAGUUCCUUAAUUUUCUAUCUAAUAAUUAUUAUUAAAUAUUAAUUAUUUUCUGCCCUCCAGGUUCAAGGCUUUUCAGCUGUUUUCUGUAAAGUACAUUGACUUGCACAGACACUGACAGUAAAAAGAACAAGUCAUGCUUCACUGAAUUGAAGUGGAUCAAAAUGAACGCAAUGUGUAUAUCUGCUCUGCUUACAUUUAACUCCUAAGAUGCAGACUUUGAUAAUGGAGUUUCCCUUCGGGAUUUGGAAACUCGAAAACUCUCUAUAUAGAUGACUAGAUUGCGGUUUCUUUAAGCUCAAUACAAGUGCCUCAGUCAACCUCCAGUCAUUCUGUUCGUGUUCAUGCCAAAGACAGAUUGUUUCCUCAUCUUAAGCUUUAGACGGGGAUACAGGUAUCUGAAUUGCCACAGGGUGACUUCCUCAAUUACCAGUCUACAAUAACAUUCUGUUUUCCAGCAAUGGUUUAUUUUAAGUUUCAUAUAUUAUAGGCUUUUCAAAGGCUCCUGAAACAAAUCCAUUCCUCCAUAAAGGGUGAUUUUUUUUUUUUUUUUUUUGCUCUUGCCUAAGAUCAAUAACAUGCUCUUUUCUGCAGCCUUAGCCUGAGAUAGUUAAUAAGGGAAAUUCUCGGGAGGCUGGCCAAAUCAUCAAUAAGGAGCGCAGAAAGGAAAUGGUAGAAAUGGAGAGAAACAACACGAUUUAGAACAACAAUUAAACCCAGUAGAUUGCUCUAUUUCCUAAAACAUUAAUGUGCAGGUUAAAUGUAUCUCUCUCUAGAAAGUAGGAUUUCAGUAGCAGAAGUGCUACCGUCUACAGCAACAUCUACAGUUUAACCAGAGCUAGGAUUUCUAGCUAUUGCAGUGCAAGAGCCACAUGAAUAUUACUCUUCCUCCUCCAGUUCCCCCCCAUGGAGGACACUUUGCCUUCCCAAUCAGACAGCAUGGCCAAUUUUUUUGUUCUCUUGGCUCCUGGCUACAGAUGGUUGAGACAUCAUCAGGAUUUGAACUCACCUCUUGACCUGUGAAUUCAUGAGCUUUGGUCAAGAAAACAGGACUGGGGUAUCUGAUUGGUUAAAAAAAGAUAGGAUGCUUAUAAUUAAGUAGUGGACACCCAAAUUUUUUGCCUUGCUGUUUUCUUGGCACACAUCUUUAAGGAAAUUAGCUGUCUCAUCCACCCACAGGGCUUUUUUGAUAAAAUUCAAUUGCUUCUCUCUGCCGGUUUGGAUUUUCUUCUUGCAACAGUGGUGCUAUGAAAAUCCCCAGGGCAUGAAGCUGAUGCUUUUAGUGCCUGCAUUUUACAAUUGUACUUGUCAACACAACAAAGAACUAAGAUUUUACCAAAAGUCCAGCCUCAGUUGUAAUCUCCAACAGCAAUCAUACACGGUUUUACUGCUCCCAUUCUGCCAAAUCCACCUCCUCAUUUAAGGCGAUUUAAGAAAACCGUAAACACAUAAAGCUUUGUUUUUAUCCCUCAUCUUUUUCCAAAGAUCUUUUAGGGGCAGCCAGGGGUCUAAAUCAUGUUGAAUCCCUGAUCUCCUUUCCAGCAAAAGUUUGUAAGUUUGUUCCAUCUUAAUAAAUUAUGAUCAUGACCAUGACCAUAAAAAAUGGAACAGUGCAGAAGUUCAGACACACAUAUUCAUAUUCAUGUAUAGCUUUCCAGUAUCUGAAAUGACACCACACACACACACACACACACACCUGGUCUCAUUGCUGUUUAAAUGCACUCCUGCAUUGGCACUAAAUUCAUUUGCCUUGGUGUACACUGAUUGCCGUUAAGUGGCACCUCAGGGACGACUUCCGGAGCGAGCCACCUCCUGAAUGAGCCUGAAUCCACGUGCCUUCCAUGUAGCACAGAAUUAAGUUUCUUUUCUUUUUUCCUUUUUUUUAUGACACUGUGCCUUACAUCCUUCUAUGCAACUAAUUGUAUACUGUAAUCAUACACAGAAGACCAGCAUUAGCCCUGGCCACAUUAACUAUAACUUGAACUGUGUAUGUGUAUCCUUUUUGUUUUCUUUUUUUUAUUUAGAAUGUGUCGAGAUUUUUCUUUAUAUGUAUUAGUUACAUUAUCAUACAUUAAGACGACAAUUUUAGUUACUACAUCCGUAUACCUAAUAAAUCGACAACUUGGUGUAUGACUGCUUUUCUUCAAGAAGAAAAAAAAAAAAAGAUAUAUAUUUAUAGCUUGUACAUAUCAGGUGUGAUUAAAAGGUGAGAACAAAUGGAAUGGUUUACCUUUUUCUAACAUGCCAUUUACAAAAUUAUUCAGCAGACACUUUUGUACAUCAUCCAUAAGACACUAAGACUGGUCAUCAUGCACAAUAGUUGACCACUGUUAUGAUAUUGACAGAGCUGUGCUGUACCAACGAGCUGUAAAUGUUCAUUUUGGGUUCUGUCAUCGAGGUGCCAUUUAGCUCAUCUAAUAAAGCAAAAUAAAUCAUGCAAAUGUGUGUUAAAACAUCUCUGGCAAGAAUAUCACAUUUUUCUGUUGUGGUUUCUUUACUAACAGUGGCUACAUUUAAUGUAUAAUAUUUGUGUUUAAAUGAAUAAUUUGAUGUAUAUAUUUUUCUAGCAUAGAAUUCAAAUGCAAUAAAUAAAUAAAUGAAUAAAUAAAUAAUACACACACACACCAGGAACAGCAUUGUACUGUACUUUCACAGUGACCUCAAUAUCACAAUGUAAUUAAACAUAAAUGGGGAGCACUUACUUUC